Molecule: messenger RNA, 5132 nt
Organism: Engraulis encrasicolus (European anchovy)
Lineage: Eukaryota; Metazoa; Chordata; Actinopteri; Clupeiformes; Engraulidae
Gene: cast
Product: calpastatin
Exons: 31
Coding region: 564-3074 (836 amino acids)
Cellular component (GO): cytoplasm
Molecular function (GO): calcium-dependent cysteine-type endopeptidase inhibitor activity
Source: RefSeq, a predicted model, not a curated record
GAGAGAGAGAGAGAGAGAGAGAGAGAGAGAGAGAGAGAGAGAGAGAUUUCACGUCAGUGUGUUGGCUGUAGUUGCCACCCCUAGCCUUACUUCCCCCUGUCAUGUGGAAAGACUCAGCUCAUGUUUAUUUUCCUGGCUUGCAUUGAAAAGUAGGCGGGACUUAGCCCUGUAGGCAGCCAAUGGAUCGUCACUGCAGCACACAGUAGGCGGGACUUGCCGUGGAAGCAGCCAAUGGGCUCUCACUGCAACGUAGCUCAACGAGAAGCUGAAGCUCUGCCCUCCUCGUCGUCUGUCUCUUCAGAGGUGGAGUCUCCCCCACAGCUUUCAUGACUUUUUUUUUCUCCAGAGAGAGUGUGUGUAUGUGUAUGUCAGUGUGUAUGUAUGUUUGUGUGUGUGUGUAAGUUUGUGUGUGUAUGUGACUGGCUGUCUGUGAGGGAUACACCCUUGUCGUUCAACAUUGUCUGUGGAGGGAUUUUUAGGUGACUCCUCUUCAGGUGUGGAUGGUACAAUUGUAGACAUUGUGAUCGGAUAGAGAGAGACAAGACGCACACUUUUUCGCCCUGAUGUCUCAGCACAGACAGGCCACCUCAGCUGCACCAGCCCCAGUGAAGCAUGCCCAAUUUGAGGCUGGAGCGAAGGCGACCGCAUCGCCCGCCACCUCAGCAGGAGCAGGAGCAGGACGUGGAGCGGUCCCUGCCGCCACACAGAAAGGCUCCCCCAAACCCAUGGCGGAGACGAAACUUGUGACUCCCAGUCCAGCAGCACCCAAGGGUUCCCCUAAAGAUGUCCCAAAGACGUCAGCAAGCUCCACAGCAACCUCCACUGCAGGGGCAGUGAAAGCUACAGACCCCGCGAAAGCCAAGACCACCCCAGCACAAGACACACUCAAGAGUUCUGCCAUCACUUCAAGCACAUCCCACACAGCUAAGGCGGGUGCUAAGGGUGGUGUGUCUACCGACACUAAAGCAAAGGACACUAAGCCAGCAGACACCAAGGUGCAGAGGGAGGUGGGCCCACCUAAAUCACAAGCCAAGGCUCCGGCCCUUGAUAUUGAUCCAUUAGAUGCCCUGGCUGGUACUUUGCCUGAUGAGUCUUUGAGACCCACCGCUCCCGUGUACACUGGGCCAGAAGUCACCGAGGCUGGAUUAACGACAGAGGAGGGUGUGUUAGUGGGGGAGAGAGAUGACACACUUCCAGAGGGAUACAGAAAAGCGGACCUGGAAAAGAAGGCACCAGCUGCCAAGCCAGAGCCAAAGCCCACACAGAAGCCCCUGAGCACAGACGCAGCCUUGGAUUCACUGUCUGCAGGCUUCAUGUCCUCCGCUCCCCCCGCACCAAAGAAGACAGAGACAAAAGUUGAGGAUGUAGCAGCUAUUGAUGCCUUGUCAGCCGGUUUCUCAAACUUCGCACCACCACCCCCUGCUUCCACAAAGUCUCCUGCCCCUCCUGCUGAUAAGAAAGCCAAAGUGGACAAGGUAUCUGAUGACUUCUCCCUGAUGGCAGGACUGAGUGCCCCUGCUCCUGCUCCUGCCCCUGUGCUCGCCCCUGCCGGCCCCAAGGAUGCCUCCAUAUCUCUGGAUGCCCUGAGUGCCUUAGAGGACAUGCUCCCAACAGCAGAGCCAGUGCCAGAGUCCCCCAAACUCAGACCUGAGGACAUUGUAACGGAGGAGAAGACAAAGAAAGAGAAGGGUGUGAUUUGUGGAGAGAGAGAUGACACACUGCCCCCCGACUAUCGCUUUACAGAGGAGGACCUCAUGAAAUACCCAGCCCCUAAGCCUGAGCCCUCCAUGGACCCGUCUGAUGCUCUGGACCUGCUGUCUGGUGACUUCAUGACAUCCAGCGCUGCUCCUGCUGUCCAGGCCCCCGUCAUCACCCCCUCUGCUCCCCCACAACCGCCUAAAGUUGAUGAUCUGUCUGCACUGGAUGCUCUGGCUGGAGACUUUGUUGCUGCUCCUGCCGUUGCUCCUGCUAAGAUCUCUGCCCCUGCCCCUCCCCCAGCUGCCGUCAGACCUGCCACUGAAGGGGGUAUGUCUCUGGAUGCCCUGAGUGCCUUAGAGGACAUGCUCCCCACAGCAGAGCCAGUGCCAGAGUCCCCCAAACUCAGACCUGAGGACAUUGUAACGGAGGACAAGACGAAUAAAGAGAAGGCUGUGCUAUGUGGAGAGAGAGACGACUCGCUGCCCCCUGACUACCGCUUUACAGAGGAGGAUCUCAAGAAAUACCCAGCCCCUAAGCCUGAGCCCUCCAUGGACCCGUCUGAUGCUCUGGACCUGCUGUCUGGUGACUUCAUGACAUCCAGUGCUGCUCCUGCUGUCCAGGCCCCCGUCAUCACCCCCUCUGCUCCCCCACAACCGGCUGCAUCUGACUUUGCCCUGGACGCGCUUGCUGGAGAUUUCGUUGCUCCUGCUGUGGCUCCUGCAGCUGUUCAGUCCUCUGUGUGUUCAGCAGCUGAGAGACAGUUGUCAUCAGGGACGUGCGAUGCUCUGGAUGCCCUCUCAGAUACGCUGAUGGACACGACACCAGCUCCCCAGCCUGUCCCUGUAGCACCCAAAGACAUCGUCAAGGAGAGGACCAUUGAGGAGGAGAAGCUCAUCAAGAUGGGAGAAAGAGACGACACUCUGCCCCCAGAAUACAGGCCAAGCGAGGACGACCUGAAGGCGGUACCUGCAGUCCAGCCCGAUGUCAGGCCCAAACAGAAGUCCAUGGAUGACACAUCAGCUCUGGAUCUCCUCUCCAGUGACUUCUCUUCCUCCCCCAUCGUCCCUGCUGUGGUGCCUGCAGCCCCCGUGGAGAGCUCUUCUCUCGCUCCGGCACCUGCUCCAGUGCUUGAUGCUCUGGCAGACUCUCUGAUCCCCCAGGCGGUGGCAGAGGUCAAGCCCAAGUCAAAGGUCAGCCAGGGUGACACACACAUCACACCUGAGCAGGAGAGCAUCGAAGUAAAUAGGAGUGGAAAAUCCAAAUCCAAAUCAAAGAAACACGCAGCAGAGGACUCAUCGGCCCUGGAUCUCCUUUCUGACCAGCUGACAACAGACGUAGUUUCCACAUCCUCCACAAAGAAGGGAGGCAAGAGAUAGACAACUCAUGAUACUGGUGUGCCCGCCUCCCCCUGCCGUGAUCAGUUGCAUAUUAAGCCAGCUAAGCUGCUCAAGGUCCCCGUUGGUUUUUUGUUUUCGUUUUUCAUAAUUUUCUACUCCAGACAGAAUACACUGACACAUGAUGAGACCCAUCUACACACACACACACACACACACACACACACACACACACACACACACACACACACACACACACACACACACACACACACACACACACACACACACACACACACAUGCACACACACACACACACACACGCUAAACCACUUGCACACACUCAAGCUCAUAUGUGACACCACAGGCAGCCUCACACACAGAACAUGAAACGCAUGAUUUGAAAGCCACCAAUUUGCACACCUACACACUCUCACACACACAACCUCACACACCUGUGAUCAUUUGUUCAAUCACACUGCAAGAGCUGUGCCGUUCCAACGCACGUUCACCUGUUUCCAGGCAAAAAAAAAGCUUCAAAUCGCACCGCAGUUCCUCUAAUGCCAGGGCAUGUAGUGUGUGUAAUCAUGUGACCGAUGGCUUGCUUGGGACAGUUACUCCCACGGCGUUCGUGUUUUUCAAUUCAUGUCUCGGAGUUUAAUGCAGCACAAGUGUUAGGGGGAUUAAAGCGAGGUGUUUAAGGGCAAUAUGUUGUGUGCGUGUGUGUGUGUGUGUGCACGGGCGGAUGGGUGUAUGUGUGUUUGUGUGCAUGCGUGCAUACAGAGAGAAGGGUUGUAUUAUGGGGGUGCAGGAGAGGCAUACGCAGGUGUGUGUGCGUGCACCUUGAGACACUAGUGUACAGCACUGUGUAGUUUUAUUUAGAUAAUGUAGUUUACAGCAUUAUAAAAAAAAACAUGUAAAAGGAUUUACAAAAAAACUCUUUUUAUCUCAACACUUUUCUGUUGGCUUCUGUAGUACAUGUACAAAUGAUAUCUCAAAUAUAUAUGUUCAGGAAGGGACUUUGUUUUUUUGUGGGUUUUUUUUUCCUUCUCGUUAAGUGCACUUAAAAAUUCAGACCCGAAUCAUGACAACCUGUGUAUGAGGGCCGCUCCAAGUACACUGUAAAAAUAAAAAAAAAACACACACACACAAAAUGGCCUCCAGUGGUGGUGUGUUUUGAGGGCUGCACAGUGGUGAUGAGUGGACUGUGUCAAAUUCUUCAGGGGAGAUAAUUCCAAGAAGUUGUUUUGUGGCAAAACCGAUUAAGUUGACCUGGCGGUAGUUGUAAGUAAAUCAGCUAAUAAAAGAGCCUGGAAUCUCAAUUUCCCUAACUAAAUGAGCAGUUGAUCUAUUAGCAGGUUUACCAGUUUUGUGUACUGCAGGUUAACAUACUCAGAUUUGUCACUCAACCAUUUUCUUGGAAGUAACCCUCUCCAUGCCCCACCCCCAAUAGAUGUAUCUAUGUGCCAAAAGGACACCCCAGUCUCAUACAGCUUUAACCCCCUGGACUUAGCCACACAUACUCCACAACCUAAGUUGCCGUCUCAUUGGCUGGCAAGAGGAGGAACCUGGGUGAAAGACUCCUAAUAAUGUUUACAUCCUUUUGAAUGUCAAGGGGAUAGCGGGAAAGUUGAGUGUAUUUUUUUGUGUGUUGCUUUGUUUGUACUGAUACUAAGAAUGGUCAAAAGUUACAGUCAAAACUGGUUUUAUAUGUCAUGUAAUCCAACUGUAGAAAUCUUAAUCACCACCACCCCCCAGAUACUUAAGCGUAGUUAAGCUUUAUAUCAGAGAGGCAUGACACAUGCAAAAAAUUACGUUUUAGGAAUGUUUACUCGUAUUUUUCUAUUCUGGGCUGUACUGUAUGGACAUCUAUGCAAACGACAGUGUUGUCAUGUCGGCAUGUGCUAUUGUACCAUGCCAGCUUUACCAGAUUUGAUUGGUCGAGGGCAGCACAAUGGCCAAGCUGAAGACAAGCGCCGUCUUCUCUCCCCCACGUGCCUCUGUAUUGAAGUGCAGUGAUUUAAAUUCUAACUAUGAUCCAUUUUCUGGAAAUGGGAUUUUAUUUUCUGCUAUGAAUAAAGAUUUUGAAAAGUGAACGAA